Molecule: messenger RNA, 865 nt
Organism: Moneuplotes crassus
Lineage: Eukaryota; Ciliophora; Spirotrichea; Euplotida; Euplotidae
Source: the annotation of a GenBank genome assembly
AAUUUAUUAAGAUGAGUUAUGCAGCUGACCACCUCGCCUGGCAGCAGAGAGUCAACCAGGAGUUCAAUGCAGCUUCCAAAUUUAUGGACAGGACGUACGCUAACCAUAUGCACACAGGAACCGGAUUUGGGAACCCGCUAGGCACUGCAACUGUAUAUCCUUCGGCUACAAGAACUUCAGGAAUGUAUGCUCCAAACAAAGCAAGCGGAUAUGUCGGAAAGAGCAAGCUCAAAGGUGUCCAUGGCUCUUCAGUCAGAUCAAAAUCCAUGAGGAGCGGAUUGUCAAGAAGGAGCCAGCUCAGUAAGAGAAAACCAACCAAGAGAUUCAACGAAGAACUAGAUGUGAUGAGCAGGAGAUCAAAAGCCUCUUACCAUCCUUCCAAGCAGUCCGUAAAGAACUAUGCUCCCCAGCCAGACCAGCAGCAGCUCCAGCAGAAAAGCUUCGACUAUAAUCAAAAGCUGCAAGCAGAAAAUUUAAGAGCAGCCGCCUUGAAAGAAAAGGAACAAGCCCAGAGAGCCGAAGACAAUGACGAGCUAGAGAGAGAAGAUCAGCUAGAAGAAAAUAGAGAAGAAGUAGCAGACAAAGAAGAACAAAAGAUUAAAGAAGAUCAAGACCUCAAUGACGAAAUCGAUUCUUUGUAUUACGGCAGCUACACUGAAAGCAGAAGAAGUGAGAUUUCUAGAAGAAGCCAACUCACUUCGGCUACUUACAUUUCCAAGCUUGAGAAAGAGCUCCAAGAAGAGAGAAAAGCUAGAGAGAAGCUGGCUCAAGAACUGGAGGAAAUUAAGAAGAUUAGCAGUGAAAUUUCAUCCCACCUUGGACUGAAGCAGGCUCUGGAUAACGCAAACUAAAGCUGAUGACUUGU